AUGACCACCCUUCUCGUCCCCUGCAACGCCACCACCACCAAACUCUUCUCCAUGCAAAACGCCUACGACUCCCCUGCCACAGACUGUGCUCCCUCCUAUCAACUCCACCUCCCCACCUCCGUCAUCCCAGAACGCUCCAUCAUCGACCAAGCUUUAGCGGAAGGCUGGUACGUCUCCACCCCGGACUUCGAAGGCUUUCAGAGCUCCUUCACCAACGGCAUCUUCUCCGGCCAAGCAGUCCUCGAUUCCCUCCGCGCCGUCUUGGCGUCGGGGGAAACCACCGGUCUUGAGGAGUCCGCGAAUGUGGUCCUGGCGGGUGGCUCCGGUGGGGCUUUGGGGAGUGAAUGGGCGUUGGAGUUGCAGGAGAGCUAUGCUCCUGAGUUGACGAUCUCCGGCGCCCUUCUCACGGCUUUGGCGCCGAAUUUGACAUCUGUUUUCCAAGCCAUAGAAGGGCAGAGUAAUUCCGCUCUAAUUCCUUCUGCAUUAUUAGGUCUGGCGAAACAGUCCAUGGAAUUAUCCGCUUGGCUUGGGGAGAAUCUCAUUCCGGAAUGUGAAGAUUCCCCAUCUUUCUUCCAAGCAGCGAGUGCGUCCUGCUACAACAAUUUCCAACAAAUCUUCGGAGCGCAAAAUGUCUCUCAGAAAUAUUUCGGCCGAGCAGACGCUCUCUUGGAUGCUAUACCACAAGCUGUACUCCGACAAGUAGGAAUCAUGGGCCAGCAUGGCAUUCCUCGCGUGCCGAUUUUCGCGUACAAGGGGACUGCGGAUGAGAUUUCUCCGGUCAAGGAUACGGAUUCUUUGGUGUUGAAGUAUUGUGGUGCUGGGGCUAAGRUUGAGUAUGUCCGGGGAGUGAAUCUUACGCAUGCGGAAUCGGGGAUUGAGGGGUUUGAGGCUGGGUGGACGUGGGUCAGGGAGAGGUUGGAUGGGGUUGAGGUUCAAGGGGGGUGUCAUUCUAAGGAUGUCGUUGUGUAG
Ramularia collo-cygni is the source of this 969-nucleotide messenger RNA. RefSeq lists its product as uncharacterized. The coding region runs from base 1 to 969 and encodes 322 amino acids. NCBI's taxonomy places the organism in Eukaryota, Fungi, Ascomycota, Dothideomycetes, Mycosphaerellales, Mycosphaerellaceae. The transcript has a single exon. Gene Ontology annotation, biological process: lipid catabolic process. The record is from RefSeq and is a predicted model, not a curated record. Gene Ontology annotation, molecular function: triacylglycerol lipase activity.